This is a messenger RNA of Fusarium mangiferae, 942 nucleotides long. RefSeq lists its product as uncharacterized. The record is from RefSeq and is a predicted model, not a curated record. The transcript has 2 exons. The coding region runs from base 1 to 942 and encodes 313 amino acids. Lineage: Eukaryota; Fungi; Ascomycota; Sordariomycetes; Hypocreales; Nectriaceae.
AUGUCUGAUAAUUGCGCACCCAAUGAACACACAGCGCUAGACAAGUCAUCCGGUUCUGGCCGAGGCAACAUUGGCCCUGAUAGGAACCGACACACGAACGAUGGCGCUUCGACUCUUACCGAAAGACAUGGGGUUCAGAAAGGCCAGCCCAGCACGUCCCAGGUCACUUUCGCAUCUCAGGCAGCCCGGCCAGACCGCACCGCUGAGGCCAGACGUCUCCAGCUGGAGAUUGAAUCGGAGUCAUCUCUCGGCAAACCCCGCCGAAGCCGGGCACGUAAGGCUCAAGGUAGCCUCGAGAGCUGCGUGGUCGAGAUACCUAAGGUGGCCGAGAUUCUCUGUGCUGAGUGUGGCAGCGCCUGUCAUACCUUGAAGGACUGCAUCACUACCAUUGGCAUUCGUGGAUGUGUGUUCUGCAACAGUGAGAGCCAUGCUACCGACAACUGCAGAGAGUUCUCUCGCCUUAGCAUGGGACAAAAGGUCCAGUUGCUCGUGACAGACCGCGCUGGCAUGCCCCCAAUCCUCACCGACUUGGGCUGGUGGGUUUGGCUUCAUAAGAUUCUGACAGCCCCUCAUACCAAGGACCAGCCAAUUCCCACUGCAUUCCCCUGGACAGUGGAGCUUUCUUGUGAGGUCUAUCGUGGCGAGACACAAAAGUCCAUCACGGAGUACCAGCACGAGGUCGAUCACUCCCACAAGGUCAGCGCUCUGCCUACGGAUGCGCGCCUGCAGACAAUGAAGGACGUCUUCAGCCACUUCUGGGAUGGGGAGGGCAGGGUGUGGCCGGCUCGUCUAGACAGCUCGCCAGCCUCGACCGAGGCCGACAACUCUUGUCAAGGGGCUAUUGGGUGGCACCUACCAUGGAGGAGAUCCAGAGGCUGGGGGAGAUUAUCAUUGGACAGGCGGGAGAGGUUCAUGACUGGAAGAAGAAGUAUGAACUAUUAG